AGCUAAAUUUUGCAAAUCCUCAUGACUGGGAUUAGGUACUGGCAGCCAGGUCCAGUCUGACUUGGGAGGACCUCAUGCGGCCAGGAAGCAAUGUUGCAGUAUUAUCACAAUAAAAGCAUGGUGAUUAUACAAAGCAGAGCGUGACUGGUGGUGCUGGUAGUAGACGUCCUCCUCCGGUAAGCAGCUGGAGCUCGAACUUCACGCGUUUAUUUCUAGGCAUUGUUUUUAUUUUAGCACUUGAGUCACUCCGCUUGAGGCGGAAAGGACAAUCCCCUGUUCCCUCAAGCCUGCAACUAGUGAAUCAAUUAUGCGUCAGCUCGCUCCUGAUUGGUCCAGCGGUGAUAUUGUGUUGACAAACGCCGCGGGGUGGGGAGAGAUAGCAAGCACGAAGUCCGUUAAUGAACUGUUGUGAAGACUGGAGGAGGGUUUUUGUUCAUUUCUUUUGCUGAAGUCCUGAGGUGGAUUUUUGUGUUUGCUCUUGAGGAAGAAUGCACUGCAGUAGUGUGUGCUGUAAUCGCUGGUCAUCUGAGGAGAGGCUUGAUGGAAAAACAGUCAUCAUCACUGGAGCCAACACUGGUAUUGGCAAAGAAACAGCCAGGGACCUGGCAAAAAGAGGUGCACGCAUCGUCAUGGCAUGCCGAGACCUGGAAAGGGCAGAGGAGGCACGGGCGGACAUUUUGGAGGACACAGGAAAUGAGAAUAUUGUCAUCAAGAAACUGGAUCUGUCCGACACCAAGUCCAUCAGAGCAUUUGCUGAAGUCAUCAUCAAAGAGGAGAAACAAGUGAAUAUCCUGAUAAACAAUGCAGGCAUCAUGAUGUGUCCCUACUCCAAGACUGCGGAUGGAUUUGAACUGCAGUUAGGUGUCAAUCAUUUGGGUCACUUCCUGUUGACUUACCUGCUGCUGGACCUAAUCAAACGUUCGGCCCCCGCCCGCAUUGUUGUCGUGGCGUCGGUUGCCCACACCUGGACCGGGCUACGACUUGAUGACAUCAACAGUGAGAGGAGUUAUGACACCAUGAAGGCCUAUGGACAGAGCAAGCUGGCUAAUGUCAUGUUUGCACGCUCACUAGCCAAACAGUUACAAGGUACAGGGGUAAGCGUGUUCUCUCUGCACCCGGGGGUGGUGCAGUCUGACCUGUGGAGGCAUCAGCACCAGUGUAUCCAGGUGGCAGUGAAGAUUUUCAGGAUUUUCACCAAGACAACAGUGGAGGGAGCACAGACCACCAUCUACUGUGCUGUGGAGCCAGGCCUGGAGAGCCAGAGUGGAGGGUACUUCAGUGACUGUGCCCCUACAAGAUGCUCAAGGACUGCCUCUGAUGAUGACCUGGCCCAGAAACUGUGGGAAAUCAGCUGCAACAUGCUUGGUAUUACCUGGCAGUGAAUAGCAGAAAAUUAACUGUGCAGUGAAGGACAUUGUAUAUCAUGUAUAAAUAUCAUCUCAUAAACAGCACUGUUAAGCACUUUUGUAGAGGCAUACAUGUUUCUGCUACUGUGGUGAAAAAGAUAUAUUUUAUGUCUUAUUUGAUGACUUAAAGUACAAUAUAGUCCAAAAAUCAUUAAAUCACUACCAAGAGCUCCUAUAUUUUAUAAAUGUUCUAAAAAAUCUUUUGUUUUAGUAAAAUGGCAUUUAUCAAACAAGAUCGCAUGAUGUGUUACCCUUAAAUCAAACUGCUUGUUAGCAUUCACUUUUUGUAGAAUUUGAAAAAUGCUGAAGACAUUUUCUGAAGUCUUUAUACUGUGCUUUUACUAACUAAUGUGGUUAUUCUUUGUGUAGUCGGUUUUGUAUCUGUAGUGCAUAAUGCUGUUCUAUCUUUUAAAGAUGUUAGCUUAUAAAGCAUGGUCUUGCUUUGGAUGUAAAUGACCCAUUGUGACAGGUUUUCUUGCAUGACCCUUACAUACCCUCAGUUUGUCCAGUGUGGCAGAGGGGUAGUUUUUGGCACUGAUGAGAACAAUUCAGCUCCAAACAGCUUCCAAGUCUUUUCUGUACAUCCCUGGUUAAUGGUUGAAGCACUUAGAUGACAAUAUGAAGUGGGUCAUGUUCUGCUUUUGUCCCACUUAAAGUAUCAAAAUGUACUUUUAUUGAUUAGUAAAACCUGAGUCUUUUGUCUAAAAAAUCUUUUUUCAUUGAACUAUUUCAUUGAAUUGCCUUGUAUUAUACAAUCUGCAGUCUCAGAUGCCUCUCCUUUCCUUGUUAGCUGGGGAAGGAAAAACAAAUGUCUCUGUGGCUGUACUGAGGUAAUCAAUUGUAACCACAAUAUGGUUACACAUGGUUGUAAUCAUGUGGUUAAAAUGUGUCAGCAUGUUGAAGCCUCAGCAAAACCUCUGACAUUGGGAAUAUGUUAAUGUGACAGCACAUACAUAAUGUAAAAAUUGUCAGACUGGGAAACAUGCUGCAAGGUUCUGCUUGUUUGUGACUUUUCUGUAAAAGUUACUGCAUAUGUGAGUUCUGAUAAUUUGGAGGUAAUGUUGACAUUUUCCAAGCUGCUGGGUUGACCUUUUCAGAUGCAGUAACAUGUGAUAGUGGUUUUAAUUUCGCCUUUGAGAGUUAAAAGUGAUUAGGAAAGCUUUGAGUAUUAAUUGUGGGUCUUAAAGUUUUAGCCAGUGCCACCCAAACAGAUGACUGAAUUUCAAUGUGACUUGCUCCACAGAUACUUCAUGAAAGUGACAGACAAAUAGCAUAGUGCUGUUUAGUAUUAUUCACUGCUCUGCUAAAUGACUGAUGUCCCAAUGAAAGAUGUAAAACAUUGUAGAGAAUGCUUUAGAUUGCAGCUGGAGAUGAGUGUUACUCUUAAGUAUGGCACUAAUCACACAACAGAAUAUUUAUGAUGAAGAACAAUGCCAAAAUUACAUUUAGAGACUAUAUAUCUUAAUCUAAAUCACAGGAGAGGGUAUUUAAGACUAAAGGAAUGUAGCAAGAGCAAGAGGAGUAGCUGCAAGAGUCUAGGACCAAUGCUCCCUCUAAACAAUGUGUGUGUUACAAGUUAAAUGCAUAAUCACACUCACUAGAUAACAAUAUCCCAUCAGUCCUAUUUAAAAAAAAAAACUAUUUUAAAAAGCAGUUUAGAAAGUUCUCACUUUAAUGUUAUAAUCUGACAGUAAAAUGUCCCUACUUGCUUCAUUAAAAUAGUCCAAUUAAUAAUAGUCAUUGUCAUUAAACACAUUGAACAGACACCGUAAUGCAGUUUAACUGUGUAACCAGAAGUGAAAAAAGCAGUAAAGUGUAGAGAUUGGAAAUUAAAUUAAAUUUAAAUCAAAAUGAAAUUAUCUAGUUCGUUAUUAAAAUGGAGUUAACUUACUCUACCGAUGCUGUACUAGCAACCUGUGUCACUGAUGCAAACCUCCUGCCCUUUAGGUGGCAGUGUGAACAAUAAGUCAAGCU
Lates calcarifer (barramundi perch) is the source of this 3380-nucleotide messenger RNA. RefSeq lists its product as uncharacterized. The record is from RefSeq and is a predicted model, not a curated record. Lineage: Eukaryota; Metazoa; Chordata; Actinopteri; Centropomidae. Bases 489 to 1382 code for a protein of 297 amino acids. The transcript has 7 exons.